AUGGCGUCCGAAGCCGCAAUGAGCCAGGACAACACGCCCGUUCCCUCGACUGAGGGCGCAACCCAAGGUCAGACCAUGUCUGAAGCCGAGCUGGAUCAGAUGCAGAGCAUCCUCGAUUUUGUCUACGACUAUAGAACUCCCGACGGUCAUGACCCGUCUAAGGUCUUCCACCGCAAGGUCAAUAAGCGCGCCCUUCCCCACUACUACGAGGUCAUCAAGGACCCUAUGGCUAUGAGCACCAUCAAGGCCAGGAUCAACAACAAAGAGUACAAGAGCUGGUCCGACUUUGUGCGCGACUGGGCUCUGAUCGUUUUCAACGCCCAAACCUACAACAGAGCCGACGCUGGCGCAUACCAGGAUGCCUUGACCAUUCGCGACGUCGUCGGCACCGAACUCAAGAAGCUCGUCGACCUGAAAGUCAUCUCGGAAGACGUUUCCAAAUUCCCUUACCUUGGCGAGAUUCCGCCUCAGGACGACAUUGUUGAGGAAGAGGACGACGACGAGGACGAAGAUGAUGAAGAGGACGACGACAUAGGCGGAGACGACUCGGACGACGAUGGCGGCAAACGUAAGAGGAAGCGCGGCCGUCCGUCAAAACGCGAUCGCGACUUGGACAAAGACGACGACCCCGAGACCAGAAAGAAGCGCGGAAGACCGCCAAAGGUCCUCACUCCUGUCGAAGCUCGCAUCCAAGCCGUCCUUAAGGGCAUCAGGAAACCCAAAGGCCCUGGCGGUCUCAAAAUCGGAAGCUUUGAACGCCUACCCGACAAGGCAGUUAUGCCCGAGUACUACUCCGAGAUACGAGAACCCAUGGCAUUCGAUGUGCUGAAGCGCAAGCUCAAGAGGAAGAAGUACCAGUCACUUGAGCAGUUCAUGAAAGACGUAGAUCUCAUGUUCAACAAUGCAAAAUCAUACAACGAGGACGAUAGCCAGAUUCACAGGGACGCUGUCGGCGACUGGGUCCAUGUCACCAACGCAAAUGACCUGACCAAGCCAAUUCCCUGUCAAAUAUACCGCACCUGGCAAGAUCCACAAGGCGGCCAGUGGGUCAACGUCUGCUGGUACUACCGCCCUGAACAGACAGUACAUCGCUUUGACAAGCACUUCCUCGAAAACGAAGUGGUCAAGACUGGCCAGUACCGCGACCACCGUGUUGACGAGAUUAUUGGCAGAUGCUUCAUCAUGUUCACAACACGCUACUACAAGGGUCGCCCACGUCGCCAACCCGCCGACUUGGAUGUCUACGUGUGCGAGGCUCGCUACAACGAGGAGAAGUUCAAGUUCAACAAGAUCAAGACGUGGGCCAGUUGUUUGCCAGACGAGGUGCGCGACAGAGACUACGAGAUGGAUCUGUUCGACCAGCCACGCAAGAUGAGAAAGAUAGCCAGUCCGAUCGCAUACCUGCUCAAGGACACCGACAAGGAGACGGACGACAUGCCCAAGCCUGAGUGGGGAGCGGAGAAUGCUCCUCCCAAAAUUGGCGCUGUCCACAAACGUCCUCGCGAUCCCCGAGACUCUCCACCUCCAGAGCCCACUCCCUCGCCUCCGCCUCAGCUUCCCACCGCUCAAACUCUACCCCGUCAGUCUCAGCCUUUGCACAUGUCGCCGUCCAAUCCGGCUGCUACCAUGCAGGCCUAUUCGCCCAUGCAGUCUCAGAUGACGCCCAUGCAAACGGCUGCCCAACCCGUUCGUCCCAUGCAAUCCAUGGCACGUCUCUCGCACACUCCUGCUCCCAUUCAGCAACACUACACACAAAAUCAUUCGGCCUCGCCUGCACCAAUGCCUAGUCUCCAACGCGCUUCCUCUGGCCACCACCCUUCAACCUUCCAAACCCAAGCUCCUACUAUCCCGCCUGCUCCCUCCGCCUCACAAAGCCGCUCAUCAUACCGCGAUCCCGUGCCUAUUGAAGUCUGGACGCUACCCGAUGCCGCCAACGCCAGCAUCCCAUCCGAGAUCCGCAACAUGUAUCAGACAGAUGAUCAAGGCCGCAUACUCUUCUUCGCUGCCCCUCCCAUCCAACUCGCCGAAGAGGCCAACGACCCCAAUAAGAACCUUGGCCACAGCCUCCAUUACAUGGCGGAAAAGUCUCGUCGCACUCGAGAAAUCGUCGCCCGUCGUAAAGCAUAUGAAGAAGGCAAGGCCGUUCUCGCAGCCGAGAAGAAGCGCCAACGCGAGGUUGACGAAGAGAUGCGCAAUGCAGACUACGAGACCCAAAAGGCUAGAGCUCUUGCUAUGUUGAACUCGCACCUCACACGCAGUACUGCCUGGGAGCUCAAAGCCAUGUACGGCGAAGAAGGCUGGAAGGAAGGUAUGGACGCUAUGCUCGGCAAUCUCGAAGAACAGCAGAAAUUCGCCGUACAGAGAAAGGGUCUGAUGGAGAAGAACGCUGCUCUUAGAGUUGCUGAGCAAGUUUCUCUCAAGUCGAACGGAGUCUUGUUCGACAAGGUUGGGGAUGGUCCCUUUUGA
Messenger RNA from Aureobasidium vineae, 2466 nucleotides. The record is from the annotation of a GenBank genome assembly. Lineage: Eukaryota; Fungi; Ascomycota; Dothideomycetes; Dothideales; Saccotheciaceae.